Prunus armeniaca (apricot) is the source of this 291-nucleotide messenger RNA. NCBI's taxonomy places the organism in Eukaryota, Viridiplantae, Streptophyta, Magnoliopsida, Rosales, Rosaceae. The record is from the annotation of a GenBank genome assembly.
AUGUGUGAGUGUGACCAAGUGUUCACUUCAAAGAAGGGUUCUUUGGCCAGAAGGGCAAGAAAUAAUGGAGAAAGCCUUGUAACAGAUCCCAUAGAGAUGGCAAGAGAAUGGUUCCAGAUUAUUGCCAAAGGGGGAUGUGAUCUAGGACUGAAAUGGUUGGAAAGACUUGAGGGAAAGCAGGGAAGAGGAAGACUGAAUAUAACAAGAACAUGCAGGCUUGCAAAUUGCAAUGCAACAAGCGAAUUGCUGAGGGAGGCAAUAGAGCUCAAAGUACCAAGUGUGUACACAUAG